AUGCCAGAGAAACGAGAAGGAGAGUCUCACGAGGAACAAAUGGAUCGACCAAGCACCGAGAUUAUGUGGACGAAACCAGAUCCUGGGAUCCUAAAAAUCAAUGUGGAUGCCAGGUGGUCGGGGGAACAAGGUCAAGGAUAUGGCUUGGUGGUGCGCGAUCAUGAUGGUGAGUGUGCGUAUGCAGCAACCAGCUACUCUACGGUUCGGAUGCCGGCUUUGAUAGCGGAGGCUCAGGCAGUACGAUGGGCAAUACAAGAAGCACUAAGCCUUGAUAUGGAUUCCGUGGUGGUAGAAUCAGAUUCAUUGGAAUUUAUUUCCUGUUUUGUUUUUAUAUCUAAAUCAAUGACAUCUUUAUUACCGAUACUAGUUUUACUAUCAAGCACAACAUACUCAGCACACCCGGGGUCCGAGAAUCCUAUCAAGUCAGCUACGUUCUUAUCUGAAAAGUUUGAGAUAGGACCUGGAAGGAUUGUAGAGAAAGCAUUUAUAGAUAUUGAUUUUCCAAGGGGGCAUAUUGGAGUUAAGAGUUUUGAUGCUGAACUAGUUGAUGAAGAAGGGAAUUCCGUACCUUUGCAUGAAGCAUACCUCCAUCAUUAUUUCAUUUUAAAAUACUUAGCAAAAAAGAAUGUUUCACGCGACCCUAAGGAACAUUUUGUGGGUUCUAUUCCUGUAAGAAACGCAGGAACAUGCAACGGUAAUAUUCUUUCAUAUUUUUGGGCUAAGGGAGCUGAAUCACGAGGAACACCGUCAAACCUUUUAGACCCAUUUGCAUUGGAAUUAGGUAACCCUGCAUCUAUUCCAUCUGGAUAUGAAGAGAAAUGGCUCACUAACAUCAUGACCAUUGAUACACGUGGUGCAAUAAAUAAAGAAUCUUGCACACAGUGCACAUGUGAAGCUUACCACCUCCCAAAAGAUUUUUAUAACACAACAAGGGAUUUUAAAGGGAAACUACUGACACCUACUUAUAAAGGAGGAUUAUUUUGUUGCCAAAAUGGAUUUCAAUGCAAAUUGGAGAAAGGUUUUCAAGCCCCAACUAGAAAGUUUGCCCUAAGAUACAAUAUAACAUGGGUUGAUUGGAAUGAAUUCCAAGUUCCCGUUAAGUUUUAUGUACUUGAUGUGACCGAUCGAGUGACAAGAAAUGGCUCACAAACAAUCCAUGAUUGUCAGAUUGAUUAUAGUAUUCCAGCGACUAAUGAUGGUAGUAAGUAUCAUGUCGCGAAAGCUGACAUACCGAUAGAAAAAGGAGGUUAUCUCAUCUAUUGCACCUCUCAUAUGCAUGCAGGUGUUGUUAACGCAACUCUAUAUGGACAGGAUGGAAGGGCAUUAUGCACUUCAACACCAAAAUAUGGAACAGGAAUGGAACCAGGAAAUGAGAAAGGUUACGCUGUUGGAAUGUCUGUUACUUAUCCGGAACCCGGUUCAAUCAAGAUCAAGGAUGGUGAAACUUUAACUUUAGAAUCAAGAUAUGAAAGCGGAUUUCGCACAGGAGUUAUGGGACAAAUGUAUAUCUACACAGCAGAAAAACUACCACAAUGA
Lotus japonicus is the source of this 1536-nucleotide messenger RNA. RefSeq lists its product as uncharacterized. The transcript has 4 exons. The record is from RefSeq and is a predicted model, not a curated record. Bases 1 to 1536 code for a protein of 511 amino acids. NCBI's taxonomy places the organism in Eukaryota, Viridiplantae, Streptophyta, Magnoliopsida, Fabales, Fabaceae. Gene Ontology annotation, molecular function: nucleic acid binding; RNA-DNA hybrid ribonuclease activity.